AUGGGGUUUAUGGGUGAGUUGAGAUUUGACAAUAUUUUUAGAGAAUGUUUGACAAACUUUUCAGACUUUGUCAAAAGUCUAAAACUCCGAGAAUGGAUCACAUUCGCUAUAUUUUUGGUUUCAUUGGUGAUGUUGAUUGUAGGAAUUGUUUUGAUUGUUGUCGCAGCAAAUAGCAUGCCAGUAUUUCGUAAGUUGAAUAAGGUUUCAAAUAUUUUUCAACGGUAGAUCAAAAGUUAUGUGGAGUUUUUUCAAUUUCAGAUUGUUUUGCAAUUAGUUUUCAGAAUUAGAUUUCUUAUUAUCAAGUUCCGAAGAAAUACAGAGAAACAUUAUUUGAUCUACCAGUUUCCAUAUGAGAAAACCUAUGCUAUAUAUAGCCUAUUCCCCCUCUCUCUCUCUACAUAACGCUCAAAAAUUGACCACCACAGCGGGGGAUAGAACCAGAGCUAGGGAACAUCAACUCCUAGCCUUCUACCACUAUGCCAUGGUGGAACAAAAAUGAAAGCGGAAAGAUAUGCAUAUCCUUUUUGUUUUCAUGCAGAUUAACGAGCAGGUGUCAAAAAAGGAGAAAAAGAGUACUAGUAAGAACAAGACGAGAUUUGAAAGAGAGCCGGCUUGAGAAACAUAUAAUUUUUAUUUGUCCGAAAAUGAGAAUUGAGCAAAAAAGCUAUUGAAAAAACCGAUUUUUUACAUUUCCAAUUUCUUUUCUAUAUCAAACCAAAAUUUGACCACACAAAUCAUGAUUUUCUUCUCCACGCACAAUCAACCCUGUCACAAAAUGUUGUCUAUUUAUUAUCUCAUAGCUUCUUCCAGCAUCCUUUGAAAUUCCAACAUGUCCAACAAAUCCCAAAGCUGUAUUCACAACAUCGUUUGCCAGUGGUGUUACCUGGUCUCAAAAUCUCGAAAACCCAAACUCUGAUGAAUUCCGUAUGCUUGCCUCACAAUUGGAAGCCAAUGUAAUUUUCUAUUAAUCCGAUAAUUGCUCUUCUAAAUUGUGUAUUUUUGUAGAUUUCAUCUGGUUGGACUGCUCCUGUGAUUCCAACUUACUAUUAUAAAGCGCUGGUUACAGUAUAUCCACCAAUGCUAACUCAAGUCAACGCGUUUUCGUAAGUUCAUGCAUUUCUUAUCAAAAUUUUUAUUCGAUUAAAAAUAGACACGGCUGAUAAAUCGAAUUACAUACAUAAUCUUUUGAUUUUUUGCAGUCAGGCUCAAAAUGGAGUGAAUUUUUAUACUCAAUUUGUAUUUGCUGAUGGAACAGUUUCAACAGCUGAUGUUCAAAGUGUUAUUACUGCACAAGGAUAUCCAACUGAUACUUACAGUAAUUCCAUUCUUCGACAAAGUUUUAAAAACCCUUAUCAAUAAUUUUUAGCAACAUCAACUGCUCAAUGCUCGGGUCUUAUUCCAAAAUCAAACCAACCUACAGUAUCACCAGGAACUAUGGCACCGGGAGUAUCAACUACACCAUCAGCAGUUCUUCAAAACGGGGCUUAUUGCGAUGCAAGUCAAAAUUUGCUUGUCAACAUUUUCCUUGUUGAUGUUUCUACUCCUAUCAUUGGAACACUUGAUGAUAAACUUGCAAAAAUUUCGACUUAUCUUUCAAAUUCUACUCUGACCAUUAAUCUUGAUCAAAAUAAUGGGUGGACUAAUCAGGAAAAUCGUUUGGUGAUUUAUGGAGGAAAUGAGGCGUGAGUUGGAGAAUUUUUAAGAUAAUAAGCGUGGGACAAGAUCCACUUCAAAUAUUCUUCCAGAAUCCCACUUGGAAGAUCCAGAAAUCAAGCAAACUGGAACUCAAUUAUCAGCCAACUCAAUUCUACUAUCGUAAAUCCACUGAACGUUGAUUCUCAUGAUAUGCAAGAGUAAGUUAGCAUAACUCCAGAAACAUAGCACUGAUUUUAUUUUAUAGAGGUCUCCGAUAUGUGAUGGACAAUUAUAUGCCACAAACUGGAGUUGCUACAAAUUUGAUUGUUGUUGCUGAUGGAUUGUGAGUGUUUUGCAUUUCAAAAAAACUAACAUUAAAAAAAUCAUUUUGCAGUGGUAUGAAUUCUGCAAACACGGUUAACGAAAUCUCAAAUGUUUUGAAAAACCAAUAUUAUUAUUCAAUCGGUAUUAUUUUGAUGUCAACUUCUCAAGUUGUGCAAAGUGUUGUUCAACCAAUUGCCUCGGAUUUCUUCCAUUUUUAUCCAAUCGAUAGUAUUGAUUAUUUGCAAAACACUGCUGUUCAAAACACACAAGCUCUCUGGGGAUGUCAAGCUUUCUACCCAACUGCUCCGCCAGCUACACCUGCACCAACAAGAAUCCCAUUGGUGACGACUAUUGGACAACAAACCACAACUACACCAAGACCAACAUUGAACCCACUUCUUCCGACAAUCUCGGGAUGCACUCAAAAUGUGUUAUUCUUGAUUGAUGAAUCUCAAAAUCUUUUGAAUAAUGGCUAUUCGUCUGCUAUUCAAUAUGCUAUUAAAGUUGCGACAUCUUUGAAUAAUCUGAAUAAUUUAUCACGAUUUUCUUUUAUUUUCUAUAAUCAACAAGUUGUUUAUCAAUCAAAAACAUACACUGAUUUCACCACCUUUGCUAAUCAGAUCAAUUCAGCUCAACAAUAUCUUGGAGUCUCUAACCCAACAGUGUAAGAAAGUCACCCUUGUGUAAAACAAUUCUGAAAGUGAGUGAAUACAUUUUUUUGUUUCAGCGGAUUUACCGCUGCUCGCGAUUUCAUCUCUGCACAAUCCCAAUACAAUAAUGAUACAGUUCGAUCAGUUUUAUUUUUUAUAACUGAAGAGUAAGUUUUAUAAAAUUAAUCGAAAUGUAAAAAUUGUUUUUCAGAAGUCAAUUCAAUAAUAAUGAGCAAGCUGCUUCACAAAUUGCAUAUUCUAUCAGGUCCAAAUAUCAAACACAAAUUGUUGGAGUUGGUGAGUAAUUUUUCUAAAUUUUGAGAUUUGAAAAUUGUGUUUUCAGAUCUCACUGGAAGCUCCCAGAGUUCAAGUUCAAUCCAACAGAUUGUCCAAUAUGGAGUUCGAGACGCCUAUGCUCCUUCUGUCUUCAUGAGCGUGACUCAACCUUCUGAUAUCACUUCUGAUCAAAACGUCAACACGACGGUCUACCAACUUAAAUGCAAAGGUUGGUUCAUGAUUCAUAAUAUAAGAAGAUUUUCAAAAUCUAGUUUUUUAGAUCUCUCUAACUGCAACAUCGAUUUAACAUUUGUGAUUGAAACAUCCGAUGUUCAAGGUGACAACUUUGUUGAUAUUGUAAGUCAAAAAUUACUAGCAGCAGAAAAAAAAAUGAAAAACGUUCCAGCAAGUUCGAAGUGUUCUGAAUGUUCUCACUUACUAUCUCGGGCUCAUUUCUCCAAUGAAAAUUUCGGUUUCGGUGAUUUAUUUCUCAUCGCCACCAAAUUUGACAGUUGGUGAUUCUGGAAACUCAGGAGUUUUAUUCCAGCAGGUUAGUAAGGUCUGGAAGAUUAGAUUAUCAAUUUUCUUAUGUUUCAGUUCACAAAUGGUCAAACUGCUAUUGAUACUCUCAACACAACAAGUUUCAAGCCAUAUGGAGCAGCAUCAGAUCUUCAAUUGUCAGUUCUCUCACAAUACGUCUUCUAAUCAAUUUAGUUUCAGAGGAUUCCAACUCACAUCGCAAAGUUUGCAAAACGCAUUUAUUCAAAACAGUAAAUUUGUCGUUUUCUUUGCUCGCGGAGCUUAUGAUAAAUUCGCAAACUGCUGUCCUGAUCCAUCUGCCGACGCAGCUUCCGUUCAAGCACAAGCUACAGUUCAAGGAGUUGCUAUUGGUCCAUAUUAUAACAAAGACCAACUAGACAAAUUAACCGGUUCCAAUUCAAUUGAUGCGAAUCAAAUUAUUGGAAACGCUAAUGUUUCGGUGAGUGUUAAGUUUUUAAUUUCCAAAAAAUAUUUCGUAUUUUCACUCUAGGUUCAAUCUGUUCGUUCUCAAAUUGCUGGACAAAUUGCCGACCAACUAACCCCAAUAAUCGAUAAAUUCAUCAAUAGUCAAUACUGCCCAGGGGUUCCAGAUUACAGUAACUUUAAUAAGAUUUUUCGACAAAAAAUAAGAAUUAUUUUUCAGUUAACCCACCAUGCGAGGAGCCAAUUGAUACCUUGAUUUUAUUGCAUGCUAACGAUCAAAACAAUUGGAAUAGUAUAAUCAAUUUCACAGCCAAUGAAUUGAUUCCAGAUUUAUUGGGAACAACUGGUCAACCAAGUUCUAAAGUUCUCACAACUUCAUAUCCUAUCAAUUUUGCUAUUGCUUCGUAUUAUUAUCUCGAUACCAAAAUUGUGAGUUUCCCAAGAAUAUUAAAAACCAAAAUUAGUUUUUUUUUAGUUUGCUGAUUUCACAUAUCUCCGAUCUGCACAAGAUUACAUUAAACUUGCUUCAACGUUGCCUUUCUACCCAACCAAAGGAACGGCAACACUUUCCCUGUAAGAUUAUUGAAUAAUUGAAUCUCAAACUUUUUUUUUCUUUCAGUGCUUACAAGAAAGCUGUUGAAAUUUUCACCGAUGGUCGACCAUAUGCUAGCAAGAAUUUGAUUUUGAUCACUGAUACCAUUGAGUAAGUCAUCUCACAGACCAUUUUUUUCAAAGUUUCAUAACUCCUUUUCAGCUUUGCUGACGUUGAAGAUGCAUUUUCUGAACACGAUGCCAUGGUUCAACAAGUCGGCGGCUAUACAUCUGCAUUGGCAGUCAACACUGAUACAGUUCCUGGUGCAGAUUAUCAGAUUUCUGUUGAUCCAUUGGAACUUGAUGGAAGAAAUCAAUAUGCUGGAAGACAAUUAGCAAAUGUUCUCACAACAAAAACUUGUAAUUACGUACCUGUGCAAAGUUCGUAUUGAAAAAAAUUUAGAAGAGAUUUCAAAGUUAAAUUAUUAAUUCCAGUUCCAACAAAUCCACCAACUCCGCCAGUUCCAACAUUGCCUGGACCAAUUCCAGUUGUCAAAGCUCGAACUGUCUGGCCUGAUAUUACAAUUUUGAUUGACACAUCAGUUGCAUCAAAUUCGAAUACCACUGGAAUGGAUGCAGUUUCCUUUGAAAAAAUCAGAAAUUUCCUUGACAUUUUUGUUGGACAAUAUUCGAUUGGUGAAAAAGGAUCAAAAUUCACAAUUGCCACAUUCGAUGGUCAAACUGUAGAUUAUGCUUGCAAAUUUAUUGAUGUAAGUCAUUUUUUCUCUCUGUAAAACAAUUCAAAAUGAGGAUUCUGCAGGUCAACAACUAUUAUGAUUUGAAUUCAUGUCGCAACGAGCACUUAUCUUUCUACAGUCGAAAUCACGGAAACUCAAGAGAUAUUGCGUAUGCUUUGCAGAAUGUUAACUCAAAUAUUUAUGCUUCAAACUCAUCAGGAUAUCGUGGAUUGAAUGAGAAUUUCUUAAUUCUUUUAACUUUGGGAACAUCUACGACAACAUUGAAUUCAGAGUUGAAAAAUAUUCAAAGAAACGGUGUGAAAACAAUUGCUAUUGGUUUGUCAAAUGUUAUGAAUAAUUAUGAUAUUAGUCAAUAUGGUCAAUACAGUUUCUUGAUUUCUGAUUGGAAUUCAGUUUAUACUGGAAUCGAUACUAAUUAUGAUCUUGUCGAUAGACUCAUCCAAACAACAACUUCAAAGAGUAGGAUUUUCAAGAAAAAAUAGUUUUUGAUGAAAAUAAAUUCAGGACUUCCAUCAAGCACAAACUUCUUUGGCAACUUGGUAUUCAUUGUUGAUCAAUCACAAUCUAUUCUCUCUGAUUUUACAAACAUUCGUCAAUAUGUUUCUGAUUUUGUCAAUCAAUUCUCUGUCGAUUGGCACAAGUGAGUGCUGAUGGCACACUUGAGGGAACUUCCAAUUCAAUGAUAAUUUUCAGAACUCAAAUCAGUAUUAUUCCAUUCGCUGCAAAUGUUUUGAAUCCAUUAAAAUUGAAUGCAUAUCAAACAACAGUUGACAAUUAUUUGAGCUCGUGGAAUAGUGAUUCGGUGUCAACUUCAAAUAUUGCUAAUAUUGGAAAUGCUAUUCAAUAUGCUGCAGAUAUGUUGGCAACAGCAACAGAUCGACCAAAUUAUGUUAUUUAUGUUGUUGGUUCGGAGAAGUGAGCUGUUUUUUUUUUUAAUUAUUGUAAAACCAAUUAUAACAAGGAGAUACCGAAGGCUUCUAAGCAAAAACAGAAAAACCCAUUUUCAAAUAUAAUCUUCCAAAAAUUUUAUAAGUAACACAAAAGUAUUUCAGCGCUACUGGAGCUGAACUUUCCACAAAAUUGCUUAAUAACGUUGAAGGAGUUUAUGUUGCCAAUUACAAUUUAGCUGCUCAAAGUUAUGCCAAACAAUUAGCAUUUGAUGCAAGUAAAAUAUAUACGUAAGUCAUCAAUUUUUCAUGUUUUUCAAAUUUCAAUACCAUUUUCCAGGGUUUCCUCAAGUUCACAACUCCUCAACCGAGUUUUGCCAUUGGAUUAUUAUUCAGGCAACCCUAUUGUUUCACUCAUUACUGAUUUGUAUUACGGUAAACAAUCUUAAUAACCAUAUCUCAAAGUUUUUCUAUAAAAAAUUUGCAGAUCAACAAAUUGUGGAUUCAAUCAAUUUCCCAGUUAGUUCUAUUGCUGCUGAUAUUAUCAUUCUUCUUGAUGAAACUGGUUUAACUGAUGAUGAUUUUGCAACCAUGAAAACAUUCCUUGCCAAUUUCACAAAUCUCUUCCAUAUCGAUUCAACAUCCACACAAUUUGCUCUCCAAGCGUAUAACGGUCGAACAAUUCCACAUGAUGGAUUCCAUUUGUAUGAAUCAGUUUCAAAUGAGAAUGUGAAAAACAGAAUCAGUCAACUUACAUUAGCAAAAGCUACCGAAAACUCAACAGAUGCUGAUUUAGCUGGAGCAAUUGAACAAGAAUUAUUCUUCUUUUUAACCGAAGCAAAUGGAUGGCGAGAUGAUACAACAACUUAUACUUUGAUUUUCUCACAUGCCGAUAGUUUUUAUCAAAGAGAUACAGCGACUGCUCAGAAUGUGAAAAAUCAAUCGACUGUGUUUUCUGUUGGAACUAAUGGGCAACGAUUUGAUUAUGUCAGAAAUUUCACAAACAGUGGAUUCUAUGAGACUGUUUCGUCGGUGGCUCAAAUAUCAUUGACUGCGCCAGCAAUUCAAGAUUUGCUUACAACAAUUCAGAAUGGUGAGUGUGAAAAAUUUGUUGAGAAAUUGUAUACGAUAUUAGAGAAACGUGAUCUAAUAUUUGGCUUCUACCCCUUUUCUAAUCGCAUUUAUCCCAAUUUGAAUUAAAAAUCGUCUACUUUCCAGACUACAAGUCCACAGUUUACCCAACCGCCUAUCCAGUCAAAAGCAUUGUCAAAGCCGAUUUCAUUUUCCUCAUCGAUUCCGCUUUGGGAACAGCCUACACAAAUACAAUCGAAAACUUCUUGUUCGAUUUCACAAACAAUGUUGGAACAUUCUCAAACAGUGGAAAUGACACAAGAUUGGCAUUUGUCACAUACGGAAAUAAUGUGAGUCAUUUCAUGUUUUAUUGAAUUAGAGUCUAUUUAUGGAAAAAAAAACGUUUAGGGUCCAAUUUUCACUUCAAACUUCAAUGAUCCUCAAGAUGUUACAUCAAUUCGAAACAGAAUAUUCAACUUGAACUUGACUGCAGUUAAUGGAAUCAGUAAUUUGAGAGGUGCAAUUGAUUCAGUGAUAUUAAAUGAAUAUACAUUUGGUGUCGAUUCAACGAGACCAACUUAUUUAACAGUGAUAUCAGGUUCAGCAAGGUAAAUAUUUGAAAAAGAGUAACCUUACCUGCUCUUCUCAUAAAUCUUCGAGGUUCGUAAGAAAAACUUUUUCCAGCAUCUCACCCACUAUUGAUAAUCGAACUUCGCGUCAAUUGAAUACAAGAUAUUCAACAUUUAUGAUUGAAGUUGUUGAUAAUAAUGAUACUUUUGAAUAUGUUCCUCAAGUUAUUGGCACAAAAUCAACAGCAAAUAGAGUAAUUUAUGAUAAAAACCUAAAUUUCAAGGAUAAUCAAGUUGGCACAUAUACCUCAUGGAUAUCAAAAGGUACGAUCCCGAGAGAAAUUAUAAAAUGGAAAUAUUUUUUACAGAAUUCUCAGCGUGGCAAACCACAUUUCCCAGCGCCAAUAACAAUUAA
Caenorhabditis angaria is the source of this 8079-nucleotide messenger RNA. The record is from the annotation of a GenBank genome assembly. Lineage: Eukaryota; Metazoa; Nematoda; Chromadorea; Rhabditida; Rhabditidae.